Messenger RNA from Melitaea cinxia (Glanville fritillary), 1677 nucleotides. It is a transcript of the gene Eip74EF, whose product is annotated as ecdysone-induced protein 74EF. The transcript is spliced from 6 exons. Gene Ontology annotation, cellular component: nucleus. Gene Ontology annotation, molecular function: DNA-binding transcription factor activity, RNA polymerase II-specific; sequence-specific DNA binding. Bases 1 to 1545 code for a protein of 514 amino acids. The record is from RefSeq and is a predicted model, not a curated record. Lineage: Eukaryota; Metazoa; Arthropoda; Insecta; Lepidoptera; Nymphalidae. Gene Ontology annotation, biological process: cell differentiation; regulation of transcription by RNA polymerase II.
AUGCCCUUUAUUGAAGACGAAUGGUGGUCAGCGGAGAAUGAGAGCAGAAUGGUCGAUCUUUCCAAUUGCCUCCAGGACGCGGUAACCGCGAGUGGACAAAGUGCGACCCAAUUGCAACUACAAAUGGCGACAUCUCUCGGCGAGUUAUCGCAAGCAGAGCUGUCUAACUACGUUGGUGGGCUCACACUAGAAGCGGACGGCUCUGAAGCUGCCGAUCCUGAUGACAUACUGAAACAGUUGGGAGAGACCGCUUUUGAUAAUUUUGACACGUUUUUUACUGAUUUGACCAAUGCCACUGCCUCAUCUGCGCCGCCUAUUGAAAUAAAGCAAGAAGAAAACAAUAACAUAUCGCCAACGUCGGGGAACCAGCUUCAAAAUUCAUAUUAUCAACAAAAUAAUCAACAAUCUUUACCAAAUAAUGGACAACAACGCUUGCAACAACUGUUGAGGUCCGGUACAAGCGCCAUCAAUCAUGCGGUGGCGAAUAACAUUAACAACGGACGCUAUAAUAUUGCGUCCGCAAACCCCUUGCUCGCUGAAAAAUUGGCAGCGACAUCUAGUGGCAUAAAGCAAGAGCCAAUGAGUUCCGAUUACAAUGGAACGAGUAUGAACUAUGGAAAUGCGUCGCCGAUGCAACGGGUGCCAAGUGGGAAACCUCAGGUGCACGAUGCUGGUGGAGGAAAAGUGGACGGAGAGCCUACAGCUCUCUCGCUAGGCGCGCGUGGUUCCCUAGGCAGGGCGCUCCUACAUGGCCUGCUGGCACCCGCCCCCGCGCCUCGUCAUCAUUUAUAUACAGCGCCUAAUACAGGUUCCCUUCCUCCCUCACCGGCUGACAGUGGCGUGUCAGACGUGGAGUCAUCGUCUUCGGGUGCGGGCUCCGCUGAGGAGCUAAAGGCGCGGCUACAGCCCCCUCCGCCAGCUCCCUUCCACACGCCCUUCCUGCCCUUCUACCAGCAGCACCAGAUCGCCACCUCCUUGCAGCACCAUGUUGCCACCCACCCAAGGCCACCAGUGGGUGCGGUGGGCGAGCGCGAGGCGUACGCGUACGGCUACGGAGGCGGGGGCGGCGCGCACCACUUCGCCGCGCCCGCGCCGCCGCCGCUGCCGCACGACGACCUGCCCUACUCCGUGUUCGACUUCGGCGACUACCAGCGGCACCAUCAUCACAACAAGCUCAAGCCCAAGAAGAGGCCGCGCACCGACGCGCCUCCCGCGCCUGGCGUCAAGCGCAAGAGCCGCGAGGGCUCCACCACCUACCUGUGGGAGUUCCUGCUGAAGCUGCUGCAGGACCGCGAGUACUGCCCGCGCUAUAUCAAGUGGACGAACCGCGAGAAGGGCGUGUUCAAGCUGGUGGACUCGAAGGCGGUGUCGCGGCUGUGGGGCUUGCACAAGAACAAGCCCGACAUGAACUACGAGACGAUGGGGCGCGCGCUGCGCUACUACUACCAGCGCGGCAUCCUCGCCAAGGUGGACGGCCAGCGUCUCGUGUACCAGUUCGUGGACGUGCCCAAGGACAUCGUGGAGAUCGACUGCUCGCUCGCGUAGAGCGCCACGUGUCCGCGCAGGGCGUCGUCGUAUCGUCAUACGUAACUAUUCGUAGAGUCGUUAUUCGUUUCGCUCUUUCGUAAGUUUUUCACGAACUACUUAAAUAGUAAAUAUCGUCUAUUUUUCAAGUCA